Messenger RNA from Pelagomonas calceolata, 1030 nucleotides. NCBI's taxonomy places the organism in Eukaryota, Pelagophyceae, Pelagomonadales, Pelagomonadaceae. The record is from the annotation of a GenBank genome assembly.
GGCGAAAGAAAGUUUGACCGACCCAACACGGAAAAAGGCCGUAGCGCCUUCCGCAAGUAGAGGGGGGGUGACAGAGGCCGUGCAGAAUGCUGUACGCCGCCAGCGCGCGGCGCCGCAGCGUCUGCCGCGGCUUUGUUUUAAAUUUACUGGCGUUAUCCGCCUGUGCCUACACGGCCACGGCGCCGCGGCCAGUCCGCGCGCCCGUCGCGCCCGAUUCGGUGGAUGGCUGGGCCGUCACGCCGAAACGCAGCACGUGGCAGGGCCGGGAGCUCAUGUGUCUGGUGGUGAGCGACGACCCGAGCGUCGACAACCUCCACAGCGUCGCCCACCCGGACCACCCGCGCUAUAGGGCGUUCGAGGAGCUCGAGGAUCCCCACGGCGCGCUCGGCGUCUGGCCGUCGGCCUAUGCCGCGUGCGCUGCGCUCGAAAGGAUCGCGUCGGAGCGCAAGAGGCCGCCGACGGUGCUCGAGCUCGGCUGCGGCGCGGGCCUGCCGUCGUUGUACGCGUCGAUCGUCCUCGAGUCGCCGCGCGUCGUGGCCACCGACGUCGAGGCCGUGCCGCUCGCGUUUUUGAAGGCGGCCCGGAGCGCGCACGCGCCCGUCGACGCGGGGUCGUUCGCGACGGCCGUCCUGGACGUCACCUACGCGGCCGUCGAUGAUAUAAGGGGCUUCGACGUCGUCGUGUGCGCGGACAUGUUGUAUGACACGGACGUCGCCACCGCCUUAGGAGCGCUGCUCGGCGCGGCGGCCUGCGGCGCCGGCGCGCCGGAGUUCGUCGUCUGCGACCCGGGCCGCCGCGGCCGCGACCACUUCCUCGACGCGUUCGGCGCGGCGUCGGGCCUCUCGCCGAUGUUCGUGGACCAGGCCGUGCCCGACGGCUGCGUCGACGUCUUCGACGGCACGCCGAUAGGGGCCGUCGGCGUCCUCGCGGCGCGCUGAAAAUUCGUUCUCCUCUGAUUCCCCCAUGACUGUCUAUGCUCCCGCCCCUGUGUUGUCCCCCGUCGUCCUGUCCAUAACCUGAACAUACAAGA